AUGUCUUCUUUUUCAGCUACACCUAUUGUGGAUAAGUGCAGGAAUGGGAAAGGGCUCGAAAGACUCACUAAAGAGUUAGGCUCUAAGAUUAUCAUCCAAGUGGCCGAGGGGAAGAAACGCCCGGACAAACCAGCACAGGCUGCAAAGCUUGCAUCCCAGGGUGGGGUCGCUGCGAGGCAGCAUCUACCACUCCUUCCCCACUUCAAGGAGUACAAGGCCAAUGGGCAUCAUAUUGACAAUUUCAUUGGCAAAGUUGCUAUCAAUUUUGAUAUGGACACCCGUUCCGAUGCCGUGAAGUAUGCAUGCACUGACAUCCUCAAGACCGCGUUGAAGAAUAGGCGCCACCAUCUCAAGAAGAAGCAUUUUGACAAUGUACCGGCCAAUCUAGUGAGUGUCAAAUCUCCUGAUAAGAAUGUGACAGAUGCGGAGUGGCAAAGGCUGGUCAAGAUGUGGUCUACCCCAAGGCACAAGGAAACCUGUCAGUCGAACAAGGAGAACCGUUCCAAAGUUAAGUUCCAUCGGAAAACUGGUUCUUGCCCCUACAUUUCCCAUGUGCAUGCUUUGAAAGAGGCUCGUAAGGGUGAAGAGUUGACUGCGUUUGAUCUAUUCAAGGAGUGCCACAAUGGCAACAAGACUGGUUUCUCUGAGCCAGUUAAGAAGGCGAUAGCUGACAUGGAAAAAGCUAUGGAACAAGGGGUACCAGAAGGUGGAGAACCAAAGAAUGUUGCUGCUGUUGUUGCUGACAUUCUCACUAAAGAAUGUCCCUCCAGCACAUUCCUUCAAAAUGUUGGCCUUGAGUCGAGCUCCAAGAAGAAGUUCAACAGAUCUGCAGCUGCUUUGGAUGCUCAUGUACAAGAACUAGAGUACAAGCUUGAGAAGGAGAGGCGAGUCGCUGAGUUGAUGCGAGAGGAGCUUGUUGAGGUCAAGAAGAAAUCAGAGGAGACCGAAGCUGCACGCACCGCAGAGUACCAGUUGUUACUGCAAAGAGUUGAGGCCACCGAUGGUAGAUUUGCGCGUCUCAUGGAUCUGUUCGAAGAUUGGCUGUGGUUUGAUGAUGUUGUGCUUUGGUUGGUGCAUCUUAAUCUUAUGAACAUGGUGUACUGA
Messenger RNA from Triticum urartu, 1104 nucleotides. Lineage: Eukaryota; Viridiplantae; Streptophyta; Magnoliopsida; Poales; Poaceae. The record is from RefSeq and is a predicted model, not a curated record.